GAGCCUAACAUAUGGCGACCUGGCAACAGACGCCGUUGCAAUUGUUAAAAAUAAUUUGGAAUUUUAGAUAGAUGCAUGCGUUUCUGGUGCUAAAAACUCACAUAAAUCAUUACUAUGAAGCAAUAAUUGGUUUUGAAAAAUGACGUCCCAAGUUGAUGUUGGCCUUGAGCCAAGAACAUCACCAAAGUUACCUGCCUUGAGGGAAGGGCAGAGUAGCCUUGUGUGCAAGGACAAACUCCCCUCACCACCCACUCCUAGGGAGCAGGCUUCGGAGUGGGCAAAGGAUGUUAGGGCCAGGAUAAAUCAUUGCCUAGACCAGCAACAGGAAGUUACAGAAACUGACAUAAAAUGUCUCAAACAAGAACUUAUUCCAGUGUUUGUUGUGUGCCUUCAGCAAGACAGUCGACAUGGAUGGAAGUAUCUGACAGAAGUGGUAGAGUUACUGGAACCAUAUAAUAGUUACCUUGACCUCUAUGACAUGAAAGCUGAGCUGUUUCAUUACCUUGAGAGAAUAUACUACCAUGCAAAGCUACACAAAGAGAAACUGUUUGAUCUACACAUUGUUGAUGCUCUGGAGAAAGUCUUCCCAAAGGAAAUACAACAGCUUAAAGAGGGAGAUACAAGAAAGUUGAAGAAUUAUUGCGUUGCAAUCCCGUCUGUGAAAUUUUCAGCUGACACACCCAGUCCCAGGGUGAAAAGAAUUGUCCCAGCCCCACCCACACUUCUAAGUCUUCCUGAUGGAACAAACCCAUACUCAAUGUAUAUAAAUACUGAGGACCAGCUUAGAAUGGUGAAACCUUUAACCUUUGGUGACCUCAGAAAAUCCCUGGCAGCAGUUGCUGUUGAUAUGGCAGCAAGAGAGUCAAUCUGGAGUCAUGCCCUAGGUCCAGUAGCCCAAGCGUUACAAACUGACAUACCAGAUGAUAGUAAGACUGUACAGAAAUCCCCUGAGAAAGAACAAGGUGGUUACAAACUCACUCCAAGAACACUGGUGGCUGACCAUACUGCUGCUGAAAGAAAGUUCAAAAAGACUCCAAGAAUAGAGGAAGAGAAGGUACCGAAGAUGACUGGCAGAGAAGCUGUGGCAUAUUUUGCGAAAUGUCAUCACAUGGGAGAAAUAAAAUCUCUUUUUUUCAACUAUACUCCAAGUAGACACUUUGCACCAUACGAUCUCACAUGUGUCCACAAAAAUAAGGUGGAAGAGGAGCAUUUUGUGUUUUCAACAUUUGGCGUACUUCAUGUAUUACCCAAUGCCCCUGGUGAGAGUAAGACCCUGGCAGAGUGGCAGAGGGAGGCAGUACUGUGGAAGGCAGUGUCAUGUAUACCAUUCUUCAAACACUAUCUGAUCAGAAAAAUGUUUGACAGAUGGAGGGCAAACAAACUGUACCUGGAUUAUCUAAGAAAGCAACAAGUCAUCUCUACCACACUGUUACAGAAUGUACCUGUAUUCGGGGCAGCUCUUCUUCAAGUGCUGAGACUUCUGAAAGAGCUGAUUACAGUGACCUUCCUGCCAUUUGAAACAGACAAAAUGUAUCUGUUGACAGACUUUGAAAACAAUAUCAACUACAAGAAUAUUCAAGCCGAAAAAAUACUGGAAAAAUUCUUUACGUACUGUAAAAUGGUGGUUGACAAAACUGCUGAAGAAUCUUUCAACAAGCUGAGAUACUGUGAGGAACAAGUGAAAAAGAAAACAUACUUUUCCAAGGAUUCACUGCACAUGCAAAAAUACAAGAAAGAACAGAGAGAGGAAAAUUUGCGCCUGGCAAGAAGCGAGACUGGACGACUUGGAAACUUUGUCAAAUUGGUAGACCAGAUGAUUGUUGAGCAUAUGUUUUACUUGACAAAGAAUCAGGUCACCAUGUUUGUGAGUACUGUGUUAAAGACAGGGCAGUCACCACUACGGGAAGGCUUUCUGAAAGUAAACUUGACCUUCACUAAACAAGAUGUGCUAGGAAUUUCCCCAACAAAAGAGAAGUUGAUCAAAGUUCUGACAAACACACUGAAGGGUAUACCAACAGUGCUAUGCACCAAUGCGGUGCCUAUGGAUGGUUCUAUUACUGAGCCACCACAAACAGAUUCUCACACUGUUGGUGAUGAGACAGAGUCAUCCAUCCAAAAAUCUGAGCCCGCUAAAUCCACAUCAGACUGCAGACCAGCAAUGUCAGAGAGAAGAAAGAGUACAGCAGCCACUAGCUCUGUGAAACAGGAAAGUAGGGGUCAGUUAUCAAUGUCAAGGUCACAAGCAGGGGACACAAUGACUGUGGUGUCCGGGGCUCACACUGAAAGGACCAUUCCAAUGUCAAAAACUAGAUCUACAAUAGGAGAUGACAGUGAUAUGAAACUUCCAGAUCUUCCUACUGAAGACACCAAAACGAAAGAUGAGGAUGAGAUAGGUAUAGCAACUCCUGACCUUGUGAUCAAGGAUGAUGAACAUCAACUGGUUGUUGAGGGAGAGGGAUUCAUGGGACAGUACAAACCCUUGUCUAGAGCAAGUCUCGAGGAAAAACUGGAUAAAGAUGAUCAGUUUCAAGAGAUGCUUAAAAUGACCUCUGACCUGCUGCAUGAAGCACUGGAAGAAAUUGACUCUUAUUGUGAAUUCAACAAAUGGCUGAAUGAGAUACAUCAGUUCUGUAAGAAAUGGACUGAAAAAUCAGUCAGAGAAUUUAAAGGGGAGCAGGCUUUUACUAUUGAGCAAAAACUGACAGAACUGAAACUAUGGUCAGACAAGGUGCGGAACUUUGACCACUACACACACACAACCAAUGGCCUGUUCUACGUGGAUUGUUCUCACAUACACGACAUUCUGCUGCCUAGAUUGAAUGAGAUCUACUCAGAAUUGGUCGAUUUUGUAGCAGAAGAGGCAAAGUCGCUAGCAAACCACUUCUGUAAUGAUAUGAAGAUAGUCAUCCAGAAUAUGAAGGACAAGAAUGCAUCUGUGGACCAGUUUGCAACAUACGCCAAAAACUACAACCAGUACAAGAAGAAUACAGCAUCUUACCAACAAAAAGUGGAAUAUAUCAAGUCUUUGUAUGAGGUGAUCAGGAUGAGUUACCGCCAGCUGACCAGUGAUGAGGAGAAAUACGAGGAGAAUGUAUGGGCCGCCUGGGAAGCCUUUCUACUACAGAUGCAGGAUGCAUCAGAAUUUGUUAACACUCAGACACCACUCAUGACACAGCUUCUUGAAGACACAUACCAGCCACCAUCUAAACCUGGGGAAGAACCAGAGGAGAGUCUAUAUUUGCAACUAGAAAGAGAGGCAUAUGAGCUUGAAGAGCAAGCAACAAAUGGUAAAUUCCUUGACCCAGAUCAGAACCCUUCAUUUGUACUCAAAGAUAUGAAGCAGAUCCGAGAUAAGUUUUAUGAUAUUCAGAACCAGUUACAGAAGGCAAGUAAAUGGCGAGAGGCAAUCUGUGGUGAGCCGUACGAUCUUACAUUCCUUAAUGAGAUGACGGUAAAACUAGACGUUAGACAAGAACUCUGGAAAUAUGUGGAGAGCUCAACACAUGCAAUCAAAGAUUGGAAAUCUAUGCUUUUCAAGAAGAUGAACAUUAAGAAAGCUCUAGAAAAAGUGAUGGAGUGGCAGGCAGCUGCCAGUCAACUCAAACCGUACCUUCCUCACGGUGACAAGGUCCUAACCACAUGGUUCAAGACCUUGCAGGAAUUCAAGAAAGAUCUACCAGUUCUUCAUAAGCUAGCGAAUGAUGCUCUUAAGGAAAGACACUGGAAAGCCAUAUUUGUUGGGAUGAAUGAGUCCUAUGACCCCAAGAAACAGUUCACUGUAGCUGACCUUUUGACCUAUGACCUUGAAGAGCAUGCUCAGUUGGUGCAUCAAAUUUACCUCGGAGCAGUUGCUGAAUAUGACCUUGAACUUAAAAUAGGUCACAUGAAAAAAUUCUGGCUGGAGAGAGAAUUUAAAUUGGCAAAACAUAUACCUGACAGUCUCUUAGCUUCAAAAGAGGGAGACGAGUCGGAUUCGGAGGUCGAAGAAGAAAUUCCGAUACAGAAACGGCGAAGUACGAUUAUCCCAGCUAAACCCCUGCGCAAAACAAGCAUACAGCCUAAGAGGCCGUCUAGUCCAAAAAGGCGUACAAAACUUGAGAAGUAUCGCCAGGAAAGAGCGGCUGCUAUGAAAGAUGGUACAGCAAGGGGUCUGAAUGUAGCAGAUGAUGACUACUAUAUUCUCAUUGAAGUUGAGGAAUUGAAAUAUCAGUUAGAGGAUAGUCAGAUCAGUAUACGAGGUAUGAUGCAGUCCCCAUAUCUCGGAGACAUGACAGCAGAAGUUGAAUCAUGGAACAGUGCCUUACAACAGGUCGAGGAAAUAGCAGAUCUCUGGUAUACAUGUCAGAAAAAGUGGCUGUACCUGCUGAAAGUGUUUGAGUGGCCUGAACUGUACAAGAGAUUCAAGGAACAUGCUCCAAAGUUUGAAGGUGUUCAUGCUAAAUUCAAGGACUGGAUGCGGGUGGUGUCCAAUGACUCGAAGGUGUUGACUGUGAUCAACAGGCGACGUGGAGAGAAGGGUUACAGGUUACUACAAGGAGACAAUCUCAGGGCACUCUUCUUACAGCUAAUACAGACUCAGGAGGAAAUCUUGAAACAUCUGUCAUCUUUGAUGGACAACUGUAGACAACAGUUUACCCGUCUAUACUUCCUGUCUGAUGAAGAACUUGUAGAAAUGAUGGGUAUCUCCAGGAACCCCCAGGCUCUUCAAACGUUUGCCAAGAAAUGUUUCCUCGGGAUAGAGUCUCUAGCAUUUGCUCUGCCUCCGGGUACAUCAAGUCUAAAUACACACCUGGACUUCGCUUUACAUGCUGAUAAACUACAGGUGAUAGCUCUUAGAGGCAAACAUGGGGAGGAGGUGCCAUUCUUCGCUCAUCUUGAAGCACAAGGCAAGUCUACGAUAUGGCUGAAACUGCUCGAGGGUAUCAUGAAAAAUACCAUAGCAACCAUUCUUCAAGCAUGCGUACAGACCAGAAUGGAAGAUGGUGGAAAAAUUCAGCCAGUUCAUAUCUUAGAUGAGUUAAUAAAAGUUUACAGAGCAAAAUCUGAGUUGACUGAGGAAGAUCUAGCGGUACAGGUCAGCCACCAGUACCAGCACUGGUUGCUACGGUUCCCGGCUCAGUGUGUGUUUGUCGCCGAGGGGAUACUAUGGGAAAGGGCCAUGCAUAGGAUAUUGGAGAAACCAGACUUUGAAAUAGAUGAAUUGAAAUUUUUGAAGUUGAAUGGCAGUUCUAGACUGGAGCAGUAUAUAGAAGUACUGAAGGAAAUGCACAAGACAGGCAUAAAUGAACAUGUAAAACAAAGACUGCAGUCUCUCAUCUCUAUACUUGUCAACCAGAAUAUUGAGCAGAGAGACUCACUAGAAGCUCUGCUAUCAGAAAAAGUGAUCAAUGAGAAAUCAUUCACGUGGAUGAGAAGGUUACGUUACCAUAUGGACAUCAGGAAUGUCCUCCGUGCCAAACAGGAACCUGUAGACCCAGUACCAGCUCCACCUUCAGUCCAGUCUGACCACCAGUUUGUACGCAGGGCGAGCCGGGCCACAACCAGGAAGACAACAUCUUAUACCUCAACUAGAACAAGGAAGGAAUCUGUUGAUGAAACUGCCAUGCAGUCGUUAUCGAGAACAAAAACAAGUGUAUCUACAGAUUUCCAGUUUGGUCCCUGCACUAUAACACAGCUGGGAAAUGUGUUCCACUAUGACUAUGAAUAUUUGGGGCCAGAUACAAGACUUGUAUUGACCCCACUUACAGAAAGGGCUUUCCUGUCCCUCACGCAGGCCUUGAAGAACUUCCACUGUGGUACUCUGACUGGGCCAGCGGGAACUGGGAAGUCUGAAACUGUGAAAGAUCUAGCCAAGAUGUUUGGAUGUUGCCUGUUUGCAAUCAACUGUAAUGCAGAGAUCACAUUACCAAUGAUGACACAGUACAUGAUGGGAAUGGUCCAGUCAGGAUGCUGGGCACUGUUUGAUGAUACAGAUAGGCUUACUAAAGGUCUAAUGUCGGUGACAGCCCAGCACCUUGAUUACCUCCGUACUGCCCUCAGGUCUCUAGAUCUGUCCAGUGAAAACCAGUACAAAAUUAGGGGCCAGCCCAGGGCUGAUAAGAAAACUGGUGUAGGUGAUGCUGUUAUUCGGAGGAACUCAUUGACCACUCUCCACCCACUUCCAAACACGAGUUCAUCACCGCAGCUCGAGAGACAGAAAACUGUUCCGCACGGAUUCAAUGAGAAAGGACUAGUGACAUACUUUGAGGAGACGUGGAUUGCGGAGAAGGAAACUCGGAGACAUUCCAUAGAGCGGGAGAUAGAAAUACAGGAAUCAGAGCUCUACAACAAAAAUAAACCUCCGCCACUCUUCUAUGAACCUAAAAUUUCCGACCUCAUUUCCAACUUCUUCAUGAAACCAGGUUCUAAACAUGCCAGAUUUAAGGGGAAGAAGGCAUCUCCAGACUACAGCAAGCUGUUGAAAGAAUCUGUGUACAAGUCCGAGGUGUUAGGAAAUGUAAUGUUUAACGGAAAACUCAUACAGGCCAAUGCUAACUAUGGUUGCUUCAUGACUGUGAACAUGAGUAACCCGGCAGCUUCGAACAUUCCGGAAACUUUCAGGGUAUUGUUACGACCAGUUGCCAUGGUGGUUCCCGACUUGAGACCAUUUAUUGAAGUAUCCCUGUUGUGUUGUGGGUAUCAUGACUAUGAAAUCUGGGCAAAGAAAUUGACAUUGUUUGUGAAACUUGUCAGGAUGCAUCUACCCAGGAAGAGUCAGUAUAACUUUGGAAUGAAAGACAUGAAGAUGAUUCUCCACCUGUGUGUCAGUCUGCUGAGAGAACUCAUAGAAGCACAGGAAUUUGAAAAGAAAGAAAUGGAGGAUGCUGCAAAGCAGACGGACACAAAAAUAGACACCCCACCACUGGUUGCUAUGGAUACCCAUGCCCUAGAAGAACAGAGUAUUGUACAGAGUAUUCUAGAUGUCCUUCAGCCUGGCCUGGAAUCAGAGGAUGAUGUUGGCACAUUCCUUGAAAUCUUGCGUGAUGUUUUCCCACUCAGUACAAAACCAAAGUCAGUGUAUGGACAGUUUGCUGAUACUAAACUUGUGAAUGCUGUUCGUGAUCAACUUAAUGAAGAUAAUGUGAAGGAAACACAAGAAAUUAUGGACAAGAUCCUACAGCUGUAUGCAACCAUCCAGCAACGAGAAUCAGUGAUUUGUACUGGUCCAGCUGGUUCAGGGAAAUCUACCAGUCUCACUGUACUGUCUCGUGCCCUCAACCGGCUCAACUACCUGCUGUUUGCACCAGAUCAUUCAAAAGAUGAAUUAACACCAGACAGGGACUUUAUGUAUCAUGCCAAAAGCAAAAUGCAGGAAAUGGAAAUGGAUGAAUUUAUUGAAGCAGAAGAGGAAUUUCUCUCUCGUCUUGGUGCACCUAAGGCUGAACCAUCCAAGGGAGGUAAAAAGUUCCGUCACAUGACUUCAAUGCUGACAAAGGUUCAAGAGGCCAUCCAUGAGCUGGAAGUGAAGAAAUCUCCAGAGUAUGCCAUGUAUCCAAAAAUAGACAUGGUUCGGCUCAACCCCACAGCUCUGUCAUGCCAAGAGUUUUUAGGACAUUUCAGUGAUGGUCUCUGGCAAGGCGGUUUGUUACAGAAGAUCCUCCGGGAUGCCAGUUUCAUGUCAGACGCUGUGAAGACAUACUUGAGGAAUUACAAGAAGCAGGAGCAGACAAAACAGAAGCACAAGACGGACCUCCCCUCAGUUCUACUGAAAUGGGUGGUCUUGGAUGGUGUGCUGCACCCCAGCUGGACGGAGGGUUUGAACACGGUACUAGACUGUGAGAGACAGCUGUCUAUGGCUAAUGGUGGCAGAGUAGCAGUCAAUAUGGACAGUACACAAUUGUUAUUUGAGACCACAGAUCUGAGCAAUGUGUCACCAUCAACUAUAGCUCACUGUAACAUAAUACACUUUGGAGAUGCUGUUGUCCACUGGAGUUCCCUGUUUGAAUGCUGGGCAAAAACUGCCAAGUCAAAAUGGAUCUUCACUUCUACGUGCAUGAAGGUGAUAAUUGACCUAGCACAUGAUGUGUUUGGUCCCACUAUCAAGUUCCUUAACUCCGAGUGCACCCCAGCCUUGCUCACUGAUGUAGGUCACACGGUUGCCAUGGCAAACAGAGUGAUUCCUGGAGUACAAGAAGUUUCCUCAUUUAUCAUGAUAUACUCGGCUCUGCUGGAUCGCGGCUUCUCCAGAGACGAGUUUGAGAAGAAAAUCAGCUCCAGGGAACCAGAUGAGGAAACAAAAUUGAUCAUAAUUUCCAGGCAUCUGGAUCCAGCUAAAGUUGCUACACCAAGCAGUAUGGGAGGAACUAACUCGAGGAUGACGAGCAGUUCUCAGAUAGAGAAUAAUAUCUCAAACUAUAUAGAGAAGAUGAAGGGAAUGUUUGCCCUGGCAUACAUCUGGGCAUUUGGUGGUCACCUUCAUGAUAGGCAUCGUGAGAAAUUCAGCAAGUUUGCCCAUGACGUGUUGUACCGAGCUUCAAACCCAGUCCGCAUCCCUCUGCCUGGUACAGUGUUUGACUACACACUAGAUGAAAGUACAGGAUCUUUUGUGCGAUGGACUCAAAAAGCUCAGGAAAGAUCAAAGAACAUUGGAGGGUACAUUGUGACCCCGGAGGUUGAGAAGUACACUUUUCUUAUAGAGUUACUGGUUAACUCGCACCAGCCUGUGUUACUCACUGGACAGCCAGGAGUCGGAAAAUCUUCACUUAUACAUAACAUGGUUUUGCCAAAACAGACUUCUACAACUAUAACAAUGUCUCCAGGAAUGACGUCUGCUAUUUUCCAAGAAUCUCUGAUGGCACAUAUUAUAGAACUGAAGAGUAAAGCCUUGAAUGUAAUCACAUCUGGUCAGGCAGCACCUAGUUCCCAAACUGUGCAGAAACAUCUAUUCUUUAUAGAUGAUCUUAACACUGCCUCAAAACAGCAGGGAUACCAGCCACCACUAGAGUUGUUGACACAGAUGUUGUCCCAGGGAGGUGUGUAUGAUCGUCAGAGACAACAGUUCCAGGAGAUGAGUGAAGCUAUGGUUCUAGCUGCCGCUACACAACCUGCGUGUCCUGGUGUAGGGAUGGGAGAAUCGUGUCACGUGAUGUCAAGCCGGCUGACCCGUCUCUUUAUGAACAUAACGCUAUUCUUCCCGACAGCUGAUGGUAUACUCUCAACAUUUGGAAGAAACAUACAACAUUGGCUUGAGGAGUUCCCAACUUAUUCUGUAGAACACCACUUUGAAUUUGCAAGGGCAUUGACUCUUGGGUUACUAGAGUUGUAUCAACGUGUAAAGGAACGUUUUAAGCCGACACCUUCCCAUGCCCACUACGUGUUUUCUCUACACGACAUCUCCAGAGUGGUUCAGGGUAUACUCCUCAUGUCUCCAAGGUCAAGGACAAGAAAGAUGAUGAAGAUUAAGAAAGACAAGAGGGGCAGUCAAACUACUUCUAGAGCCACAUCCCAGGAUUCUAGAGGACGUGUGAGUAUAGGGGGCAGUAGCAGUAACCAGACAGAGGAGAAAGGAGCUUCCCCACCCAUGAUGAAGGUCAUAGCUCAACUCUGGUGUCAUGAGUGCACAAGAACAUUCUCUGAUAGGCUAGUGACAGAUGAAGAUACUCAGUGGUUUGGAAGGAUUCUAGAAGAGAUUGUAGUGAAGCAGUUUUGUAGUCCAAGAGAUGAUCCUAAAGUAGAAAUGGCUGCCAUCUCAGAGGAAACCUUCUCACAGUCAGCAGGUCACACUUCCCCUCGAGGGACCCCUCUUGCACCUGCACCUGUAACCCCUUCAGACACAGAAGGUGACCAAGGAGAAAUGGAUGAGGAUGAGGAAGGAUCUGAAGGGAAACAUUCACUAGAAGGGGAACAACAAGGAAGCUCUGACAGUCCUAAAUCUUUAGAUUCCAAAAGUACAUCCAGGGCCUCGAGAGCAUCCCGAGGGUCAAGGUCAUCACAAGGGUCAUCAAAGAAGGAAUCAUCUGAAGAUAAUUCAGACAUAGCCAAUCAAUCUCUACCUAUAGAUAUAGAAGACAAAGAGGACUCUGGUGAGAGUGCUCAGACAUCAGCUCGGGAACCAGGGGAUCUUGGACCCGGAGCCAUCUCAGAGAGUGAAUAUGAAACUGAGAUAGAAUCUGAUUCAUCAGAAGCUUCAGAGACUGAAACUGAGACUGAAACUCUUGCUGGUACACCUCGUGAUGCAGGUGGGACAACUGUAGAUGACUCUAGUCGAGGAACUUCAAGAACAUCAGCAACAGUAACAACAUUGAAAACAAUGAGUACGUCUUAUAAGUAUUCCUCCAAAAGUACCGACAGCAGUGAUCCAGAACUUACCGACCGCUCUGUACACGACAAGAAGGGAAAACAUACAAAAUUCGUAGAUGACUUUAUGAAGGGAACACCCCGAUUCAAGAAGCAGUUUUCACAGCGGGGCAGUGUAAGCUCAUCCAGACAUGUACAUUUCAAGCCUGGUCUGAUGACAGACAAGGAGCAUAUAGCAUACUUUGGUCCACUUGUAAAACUGGACGAGAUCAAAGGCGGCCAGGAGACUCUGACAGAUUUCAUCUUCUGUAAAUACUAUAUGACCACACACACAGAAACCCAUGGAAUAUCUAUUGAGAAAGGGUAUGUAGAUACCUCAGAAGAAACACUUAUUGAUGCAUUACACACAUGUUUGAAUGUUUACAACAUUGGUACGUCUCAGAGACUUGAACUUGUGUUCUUCAAGGAGGCUAUACGUCAUGCUGCAAGACUUAGCAGAGUUCUGGCAUUACAGGGUGGUCAUGCACUUUUACUGGGAACCUCUUACUCUACAGGGAGAGCCACUCUGGUCAGACUGGCCUCAUACAUCGCUCAUUGCAAGAGUCUACCUGGGUUUUGUUGUUUGUCCAACUGUAGGGGAUUGUAUGAACCAAAGGCUCAAACUGAUCCAUCAAAGAAUCUGCGUAUCGUGCGUGAACACAUCAAGCGUGCGUGUCACCAUACAGGAAUACUUGGAAAACCGACGGUACUUCUGGUACAUGAGGAUCUGGGUAUGGAAUGCUUGCAAGAUGUGGCAGCACUCAUGUCACAAGGGACCAGCCCAGGGCUGUAUACAGAGGAUGAGCUACAGAGUAUAGUAAGCCAGAUGAUGCCGGGUGGGGUACAGACUAAACGUAUAGACAAGAUAGAACAAGCCUUUGAGAGGUUUAUCAAGAGGAUUAAACAACAUCUACAUGUCAUUGUUUGCCUAAGCUUUAGAGGAAACAGUUUCAGUUCAAAUUUCAAGAGUUUACAUAAUGUGAUGUGUAAGUUUCCUGGCUUGUUGAAACACUCCUGCUGUGUGGAUCACUACCAACCCUGGCCAUUCGAGGCAUAUGUUAAGAUAGCCCGAGUCUGGCUGGAGGAUGUCAAGUCAAAGGUGUACAUACCAUGGCAUCCUACAAGAAAGAUGGAACAAGUGGAGAUGAUGUCCAAGGCUAUGGCAUAUAUCCACAUGUCUGCCAAGGUUGCCAUGGAGAGACAAUAUUGCCACCAGAGGGAGCCACUGAGAUUUUUCUCUCCAUUGACCUUCAUGGAGUUUGUACAUGUCUUCAGAAUCAUCUCUGCCUAUAUUGUCAAACAGGAGACUGGAAAUAUUCAUAAGCAUGAGAGAGCACUGAGUAAAGUGAAUGAAGCAUUCGGUAGCAUCAGUGAGUUCAAGAGAGAAGUUUCAGAUCUCAGUCCUCAACACAAGUCAGCUGUAGAUGGAAUUAAAGGAUUGGUAGAAGAAGUUGAGGCUCACAAACAAGAUUAUAUUGUGGCUCUUGACAAAUGUAAAGAGCAGGAACAGCUGAUAGAAGAACUGCAAGGUCCGUUAGAAAGGUUGAGAAAAGAUGCACAGUCAGAGUUUGAUAAGUUUCAAAAGUUCAAAGAAGACUAUGGAUUUGUAGAUUACUAUACACCCUCCCAGUAUAGGUUGAAUCCUAACUACAAGGCAGCCAUUGACUGGGAAAAUGGCAAACUAUUAAUGACCAGGGAGAACUUCAUCCAGGAACUGAUAUUUUAUGACAAAGACAAUAUCCCCGAGGACAUGUUCCAGGAACUCUCGAGGCUCGUUAAGCAGCCAUUGUUCCAGCCGGAACUGGUUAUGUCUGUCAGCAAGGCAGCUACAGGGAUCUGUACUUGGGUUCAUUCAGUGCAGAAAUACUCAGAUAUUCACAGAAAUAUGCAGCCUAGGCUGAAAAAUCUGAUGGAACAAGAGGAAAAAUUCACAAGGGCUCAAGCAAAACUUGGUCAGUUGAGAGUAGAUGCUAACAGGAUAAAGAGUGGCCUAGAGAGGAAGAUCCAGGCACAUAGAGCGGCUGUGAAGAGGGCUAAAACAAUACUUAAACAGAUGCAGAAUAUAGAGAGGAAAAUUUCUCGAGCUGUAAACUUGAUGGAGAACAUGUCAAUGCAGCAUUAUAUGUGGAAGUCAGAGCUCCGUAAAGCCAAACACCAGAUCUUCACUGCACCUGGGGAUGCUUUGAUCACUGCAGCCUGCGUCUGCUACCAGGGACCGCUGUCUGACAAACUUAGGUCUCAGCUGUUGCAGGACUGGUUAGACAGGUGUAAACAGGGUAACUUUAAACUGCCUAAAGCAGUUGGGCAAGAUGUAUACCAGCUUGGAAACAGUUUAGAGGGAUGGUUUGGGUUUGAAUCUCAGAAAGACCGUGACUCCAUUAGUGAAGUGUCAAGUUCUCAGACGGACACUCAGAGCGAGGGUGGACUGUUUGCCCUGCCAGAGGUACGGACUUAUAAAUACCAGCCAGUAGUGUAUGAUACAAGCAAGUAUUACAAAUCUGAGCUAAAACGGCAUGGGAGUGUCGAGUAUGAGCCAACAAGUGCCGAUGCCGAUGAUUCGGAUGACGAGGAUGAACAGAGUCCUCUAAUGACACGGAAUUCUUACUCCUUACAGGAAAUUCUCAGUGAUUUUGAUGAACUUAGUAAGUGGCGACUAGACGGCCUUCCAACGGAUCUACAUUCUGUGCAGAAUGCUUUACUAAUGAGAGUGAGCUGUUACAAUCGUAAAUAUUGCUGGCCGCUACUGAUAGACCCUGAUAAUCAAGCAGAGACGUGGGUGAAGGCCAUACAAAUGAGUGGGAAUAUUUUCUCUGAGAAGGAUGUGAGAGAUGCAGAUGAUGAUGAUGAUACCAAUGACCUUCCACAACUACCGUCAGAAAAAGAUGAGGAAGUCACUACCCCAUUGCCACCAAGUCGUGGUACUGGUGUCACGUUCUCUGACUAUACUGUAGAUUAUCCACGUGAUGGUGACACAACACGGAGAACUAGCACCACAUCUAAUACACUAACUACCAACACUGGCACAGAAUUCACUAAAAGAUCACAUUCUCGUAACACAUGGGACAGUGAGCAACUUCGCCCUGUUACAUCAGUGACAGCAAGUUGGGAAAUGUACAGUUUACACCCAGACCAUUCUAUAGAACAUCCAAAAGAUAAUCUAUGGAUCAUUGAGGCAGACGAUCCAUUACUGGACAGUCGGCUUAUAAAUGCUAUUGUUCAUGGUGUGACAGUGUUGAUCACCCACCUGGAGAGGAAACCAAUUGAUCCUCUGUUCAGAGGCCUGCUACUGAAACAUUUCUAUGUGGACAAAGAUGGUAACAAGGUUGUCAGAGUGGGAAGUUAUGAGUUCCGUUACCAUCCUGACUUUUGUCUCUACCUGAGCACUUCUGUACCAUUGUUCCUGAAAGGUGAUGGUCUACACAACAUUCCGCUGCACAGAAUGUGUAUCAUCAACAUGUCAUUCAGCGAUGAGGCAAUUAUCAACUUCCUGCUACACGAGACCAUGAAGGUAGAACGGAAAGAAUUUGAAGGUCAGAAGAGGUCAAAUGAAAAUGACAUCAUCCAGCAUAGACGGAAACUGGCACAAGAACAUGAAAUGAUUCGAGAAAAGACAUUGAAUCUGUUUGGGCCAAUUCUUGAAGACCAGACAAUGCUUGACUCCUUGAUAAAUUGUCAAAAGGAAGUUGAGCGUAACAAAAUCAUCCUUGAAGAGACACGUUACAUGGGCGACCAUCUUGAGGAGAAAUUCUCACACUAUGUUCCUAUGAUCAUGCAGGCGGCCAUGUUGUACAGCAUGAUUCAGCGAAUGUCAGUGCUGCAUUCGUAUUAUUACAUGCCGUUCUACAAAUUUGUGGAGAUGUUUACUGGGAUGAUAAAGUCUAGAGAUAGGGGAAAAGGAGCAAUGGGUGCCCCGGCAUCAAGAGCUAAGGAACUGUCUGACGCAGUCUAUACCAACAUCUUCAAGUAUGUGUCUAUGAUGAUGUUUGAGCAGCACUUCCUGUUGCUGCAGCUCCUCGUGGCCCUGGAGAGGCUCAGACUCAGCAAGAAAGCCUCGUGCAAGGAGCUCGGUAUCUUCCUGAACGGGUUUGACAAGCAGGGCCUGGAGGAAACGUCCCUGUCAGAACACAAGCCAGACUGGAUGGAGGCUCAAGCCUGGAUUGACUGUCUGGUAUUGGAGCAGGUCCACCAUGCCUUCCAUGGACUGAGGAAGUCUUUACUCACCAACACUGAACAAUGGAAGGAGUACUUUGAGCACCCGGUAUCUCUAAUGAACACAGUGCCAGGUACAACCAUGCAGGAUCUCUUCAUCUUCCAGAAAUGUCUGCUCUGGAAGUUUGCUGCACCUGAAAGGUUAUCUGAGGUUGCACAGGCUCUGAUAUUGUAUGAGUUGGGAAGUAUCCGUACAGAACCUGACCACUACAACAUCAAGGAAGUAUACAGUAUUACCUCUAACACAACACCAGUUGUGUUUGUUCUCCCCAAUGAUCUGCAGGAUACAGAUGUGUCUGAAGGAACCAAAGGUAUUCCAUAUGUCAGUCCUUCACAUGAGGUGAAACGUCUUGCCAAGGAGGUUGGUAUGGAGGGAAAGGUGAAGGUCAUGAAUUUUGGAGUUGAUGGUCAGGUCGCAGAGGUCAAACAUGCAGUAGAAGAUUGUAUACAGACUGGUUACUGGCUUCUGUUACAGAACUACCAUCUAGCAGAGGAACCAGAGCCAGAUUUUUUCCAACUGUUGAAGGAUAUUGUCUACACAAAAUGGUUGAAGAAGGAUCAGUUGCGUGAGCAGACGUCUAUUCAGGAUGACACAAGUUCGCUCAUAACAUAUUCCAAGACCACAAAACAGUCUGGAAUCUUGAGUAUAAACAACUGUUUCCGUUUGUGGAUCACAACACAGUCUGACAGGGGCAGGCUUAUACCAGGAGUAUUGGUACAACAUGGUAUAAAGGUGACAGCAGAGAGCACUGGGAACUUUAAGUCUACCUUACAGAAGGCAUACAGAUCUGUCGCCUUCCUGCUCCAUAACUUUCAACUCUCACCUGACGAGACACCUAGUGAUAAAACAGCAAGAAUUAUGCCCCUUGCUCUGCUGCAUUCACUGCUACUACAACAGAGUUACUAUGGCAACACAGUAUUCAAGGCCAGACACCAUUGGUCACUUACAGACCUUGCAAUGGCAGUAGAUGUCUACAAAAAGGUGAUGUUGAAGUGUGACAGUACAGACAAUGUACAGGAGUUGGUGGCCCAGGUAUAUACAGACCACUGUACUGACACAACUGAUGCUGUUGUUGUGAAAGCUCUGGUAGAGACACUGGCUAGAUACGCUGCUCUUCCUGCUGACCAGAUAUCACAGCAGUCGGAUGAAGGUAUUGUUAGACUGUUGAAGAAACUGCUACAUAAAGAUGAGGGACAGUUCAACCUAAAGCGUGCUGUAGAUUCCCUGGAGGAGCUCUCGGCAAGGACAUUUGGACUUCCUGAUACAGCAGAUGCAGAACAAACUGCAAAUGUCAGCAGUAUUUUAUCAAGAGACAUGGUGCAAGUUAUUGGUGCUCCAGAAUUAUUUAAUCGUGUUACCAUGGGAACGAGUGCAGCCGUCAUUUCUAGGGAACUUGCUAUCCCUCAGUAUAUUUCUAUGGUGCAGAAUUUACCGCUUUUACCGGAAACUAACAAAAACCAGGUGUACCCAAUUGACAUAUUUUUACACUAUGAAGCAGACGGCUACAAGAAAUUAAUUGAAACAGUUACGAACGAUUUGAGUCUGCUGCAAAGAAAAGCUAAAGGAGAAAUAUUACCAUCGCCAGAACUAAAUGAAGUGAUUUAUUCUAUAAAUAGAAACAUUGUGCCAGUAUCAUGGACCAAUCAGGGUUUCCAGUCUGCAGGAUCAAUUUCUGAUUGGCUGAAUGAGUUAGCUGUUAAACUAAAAGUGCUAAGAUCAUACAUCUUGGAUAACAAACCAGCAUCAUAUAAUUUGUCAGUAUUUUUACGACCAGACCGAUUCUUGGAAUCUGUGAAGCAGACGUACACAAGAAAACAGUUCAAGGACAUUGACUGCGUAGAGUUCAAGGUUGAGGUUAUGCCUGCUGGAUUGAAACCGUCUAUGCCACCACCAGAGGGCGUUUUUAUUUCUGGUUUCUAUCUGCACAAUGCGUUAUGGGAUAGCACUAGAGCCGUUUUAAUGAUGCCUUCAUCGGACAGCUUAGGUCUACAGGAGAUGCCGAUAUUUUGGCUCAAACCACUGGAUGCCUAUACCUCGCAGACACCAAGACGGUUGUACGAGUUGUACAAAUGCCCCGUUUAUUGUUCGCGAGAUACAAGGCAACAAGGGGAUAAGAACGUUGUUGUGCAUUUUUCACUGCCUACGGAAAAUGACCCAAGUGUGUGGCAGUACCAGAGAGCUUUUUUAACUUCUAAUAUUCCUCAGUCUAUGUGACAUUAUCUACCAUUCUCUGGCAAGUUUGCAGUAAUGUGCAAGGUACCCCCAGCUUUGUUACCAAUAUUUCCUGAAGGAAAGACUUGGAAAGAAACCGAGAUGGAAAAUAUCUGCUUGUGAACUGUUGCGAUGAACAAACAUACUUGUUGUUAUCAAAUGAUGCAGUAAAAACUGUUUUAAUUGAAAACAGGAUAAUUUUAAGUGCAUUUUAUUUCAACAGCAGAAAUGCAUAUGUCUUGCUGUAGACUUGUAAGCAGUUUUGUUUGAUGUUUAUUUAGAGAAAUGAUUAUAUUUUCUGUUCGAUACAGUUAUUUUCUUACUGCCAGUUUUUUGCACUAAUGAACAUUGGAGUUCUGAAAAUUCAAUUUUCUGCUCAAAUUGAAGGGAAAACGAACAAACAACUGUUGGAGAAGAUUAUUGACUAUUUUAAAGAUGGAAAAUUCAUUCCAUUCACUGGCAGUAUUCCAAAAAUUGUUUUUUUGAACUUCAAAAAUGCAUUAUUUUGUAAUUGCUAUCCAAGAACUUACAUUAUUAUAUACUUAUGACUAUAGUACAAGUUUUCCUUUAAGUUUUUAUGAUAUACAAGUUUUUUGUUCGAUUUAAUGCCGUCCAUUAUAAAUAUUGUAUUUAUCUUUGUAUUUAUUUUUUAUGCCAAAGAUUUUUUUAAGCUCUUACAAUGUUAAAUGUACAGGUGUUAAAUGUACAGGAUCCCAUAUUUGUCAGUAUUUUAAUGCAGAAAUUGUCAGCAGUUGUUCUCAGAAUUUUCUGAAAACUCAAGAGUUCUAUCAAAACUGUAAUAAAUUUCUAUAUAGUGGUGAUACUUUGGCAAAUUGAAAUUGAACAUGUUCAUUAGUCAUUUCUAACUUGGUGAGUGAAUAGUAUGGGUUCUGAUUUAUCUGUGAUAUAAAGUUGAUUUUUUCUGCCGAGUGAAAAUGUACUUCUUACAUAAUUAUUAUACAUUGUUUUCUUUUGGAAAAAAUAAACAUUUCAGAAAAAAGUACCAAA
This is a messenger RNA of Mercenaria mercenaria, 17743 nucleotides long. Its product is annotated as dynein heavy chain domain-containing protein 1-like. Gene Ontology annotation, molecular function: ATP binding; dynein intermediate chain binding; minus-end-directed microtubule motor activity. Lineage: Eukaryota; Metazoa; Mollusca; Bivalvia; Venerida; Veneridae. The coding region runs from base 140 to 16738 and encodes 5532 amino acids. The transcript has 99 exons. Gene Ontology annotation, cellular component: dynein complex. The record is from RefSeq and is a predicted model, not a curated record. Gene Ontology annotation, biological process: microtubule-based movement.